CCUCCCUUACUAUUUAAUUCCUGCCCUCUUAUAAGAUCCGGAUCACCACCUACAUACCUAGGUCAGCGUAACCAGGUUUUUAUUUCACUAAGUUUCGUGUUUCUGUUCCUUUGGUCCACUCACCCUAGAUACCGACCUGUCGUAUUCGAACCCCACGUUGCACGACAUCAUGUCUCUCCCAAAUGGCGUAUACCGUGCCGAUCAGGUCGGCUCUUUCUUGCGACCAAAGGCACUCCUCGAGAAACGUGAACAAGCCGCUGAAGGAAAGAUUACCCCUGAGCAACUGAGAGAGGCAGAGGACGAGUAUGUCGCCAACGUCGUCAAGAAGCAGCUUGACGCAGGGUUACGAUCUAUUACAGAUGGAGAAUUCAGACGCCAAUGGUUCCACGUCGACUUCCUGAGACACUUAGCUGGUGUAGAGCUUCGUGGCACUAUGCAGUCGACCAACAUUAGUGUGGGAGGUACUAUGCCUCCACGAUUAGUUGUCGUAGACAAAAUCGGCCACCCGAAGCCCAUCCAAGUAGAUGACUUCAGGUACCUCGAGUCUCGGAUCGCAGCAGCUGGUGCUAAAGCCACUACAAAAGUCUGCAUUCCGUCCCCGACCAUGGUUCACUUCCGUAACAGUCGUGAGACCAUUGACGAAAAAGCCUACCCGACGUUGGACCCCUUUUUCGAGGACCUCGCGCGUGUAUACCAGGAAGAGUUGGACGACCUAUACAAAGCUGGCGCGCGCUUCGUACAGCUUGAUGACACCAACUUAGCUUACCUGUGCGACCCUAAGAUGCGAGCUGAGGCCGAGGCACGACAUGGCGAUGCUAAUGUCCUCGCACGUCAAUAUGCUGCCCUCAUCAAUGCCGCCAUCUCGAAGCGACCCGCCGAUUUGACUAUCGGUAUUCACCUAUGUCGUGGCAACCAUCGUUCCCAAUGGUUCGCUCAGGGAGGAUAUGAGCCGGUAGCCGAAGUUUUGUUCAAGGACCUCAACGUCGACGCUUACUUCCUCGAGUACGAUGACGCCCGAUCGGGUGACUUCUCACCACUCCGACACCUGCCCGAAAACAAAGUUGUUGUCCUUGGUGUUAUGACCAGCAAGAAGCCCGAUCUAGAAGAAAAGACCGAAAUCAUUAAGCGAUUGAACGAGGCUGCUUCUUUCUGCUCUAAGGGGUUGAAGCAACUUUGCCUCAGCCACCAGUGUGGUUUCAGCUCCACGUCUGAGGGCAACGACCUCACUGAGGAUGAGCAGUGGGCUAAGGUUAAGCUGGAGGUAGAGAUUGCCAAGGAGGUCUGGGGUGACGACCUCUCAAUCUAAAGUUUCGCGUCAAAUUUGCAUUAAUACUGGCCGGCGUGGAUUUCAACAAUUAUACUCAUAAGCGAUGAGUUUAUGUGGUAGGUAUGUGAACCACAGGGUGGAGAUCUGCUUUGGUGUCUUUACCUCAACGGUAAUGUGUAGUACGAUAGUGAAACUACGAGUAUGCUUUUCGUGAUAGCAGAAAUUUAAUUAAAAAAGAAAAAGGGAACGUGGAUGAAAUGGCGUCGAGUGGUAGGCAUGAUGAUACAAAGGAAUAAAGUUGAGGAUAUUAAUAAUGAGAGCAUGAUUACCGAUACUAUGUCUAGCUCCUGAGUUUGUUAGUCAAGAGAUUA
Hypoxylon trugodes is the source of this 1638-nucleotide messenger RNA. Its product is annotated as UROD/MetE-like protein. The record is from RefSeq and is a predicted model, not a curated record. Gene Ontology annotation, molecular function: zinc ion binding; 5-methyltetrahydropteroyltriglutamate-homocysteine S-methyltransferase activity. The transcript has a single exon. Bases 170 to 1306 code for a protein of 378 amino acids. Lineage: Eukaryota; Fungi; Ascomycota; Sordariomycetes; Xylariales; Hypoxylaceae.